This is a messenger RNA of Aspergillus fumigatus Af293, 1656 nucleotides long. RefSeq names its product putative carboxypeptidase S1 (gene s1). Gene Ontology annotation, cellular component: fungal-type vacuole. Bases 1 to 1656 code for a protein of 551 amino acids. NCBI's taxonomy places the organism in Eukaryota, Fungi, Ascomycota, Eurotiomycetes, Eurotiales, Aspergillaceae. Gene Ontology annotation, biological process: proteolysis. Gene Ontology annotation, molecular function: serine-type carboxypeptidase activity. The record is from RefSeq and is a predicted model, not a curated record. The transcript is spliced from 10 exons.
AUGCGUGGGUACGGCUUGAUUUCCUUGUUGCCAGUGGCUGCAGCCAUUUGGGCACCAGCGAUACAUCAACCGGUGACUGUUGAUAAACGACAGUUGCCCAAAGACCCUACCGGAGUGAAGACUAUCCAUACCGCCAACAAUGUUACGAUUCGCUACAAGGAACCUGGAAAGGAGGGCGUUUGCGAGACCACGCCUGGGGUCAAAUCAUACUCUGGCUACGUUGACAUUUCGCCAGAGUCUCAUACCUUCUUCUGGUUUUUCGAAGCACGUCAUGACCCCAAAAAUGCCCCCAUUACUCUCUGGCUGAACGGUGGUCCUGGAAGUGAUUCUUUAAUUGGGUUGUUUGAAGAAUUGGGGCCUUGCAGGAUCAAUUCAACAUUGGACUCCACUAUCAAUCCCCACUCGUGGACUGAAGUUUCGAAUGUGCUGUUCCUGUCUCAGCCUCUGGGAUUUUCCUACAGCGAGGCAGAACCCGGCUCGCUGAAUCCUUUCACUGGUGUUUUUGAAAAUGCAUCUUCGGCCGGCAUUCAAGGCCGAUAUCCCGUCAUUGACGCUACCCUAAUUGACACUACCGAUCUUGCUGCUCACGCCGCUUGGGAGAUUCUUCAAGGCUUCAUGGGUGGUCUACCGCAGUUGGAUCACAGAAUCAAGUCGAAAGAUUUCAGUCUGUGGACCGAAAGUUAUGGAGGCCACUAUGGCCCAGCGUUCUUCAAUUACUUCCAUGAGCAAAAUGAGAAAAUCGCCAAUGGUACCGUGGAAGGAAUUCACCUCAACUUUAACUCCCUCGGUAUUAUCAACGGUAUCAUCGACGAGGGCAUUCAGGCAAGCUACUACCCGGAGUUUGCAGUGAACAAUACCUACGGUAUCAAACUCGUCAAUGAUACCGUGUACAACUACAUGAAAUUCGCAAACCAGAUGCCAAAUGGCUGUCAAGACCAAAUCGGAUAUUGCAAGCAGACAAACCGUACAUCUUUGGCAGAUUACGCGAUCUGCAGCGAGGCCACGAACAUGUGCCGAGACAAUGUCGAGGGGCCAUACUAUGCAUUUGGUAACCGUGGCGUAUAUGACAUCCGGCACCCGUCCAAGGAUCCUACCCCGGAAUCGUACUACGUCGACUACCUCAAGAAAGACUGGGUCAUGAACGCCAUCGGAGUGAACAUCAAUUACACCCAGUCAAACAAUGAUGUUUACUACGCCUUCCAGCAGACGGGCGACUUCGUCUGGCCCAAUUUCCUCGAAGACCUGGAGGAGAUCCUCAAGCUGCCCGUGCGCGUGUCGCUCAUCUACGGUGACGCCGACUACAUCUGCAACUGGUUCGGUGGCGAGGCCGUCUCCCUCGCCGUGAACUACACCCAUACUGAGCAGUUCCGCGCCGCCGGGUACACCCCGAUGGUGGUUGAUGGGGUCGAGUAUGGCGAAACUCGCGAGUACGGCAACUUCUCGUUCACCCGCGUGUACCAGGCCGGCCACGAGGUCCCCUACUACCAGCCUGUCGCGUCGCUGCAGCUCUUCAACCGCACUCUCUUCGGCUGGGACAUUGCCAAGGGCACUACCAAGAUUGGUCCCGAUUACAGCACCAGCGGCAAGGCCAAGGCGACGCAUACGGAGUCUUCCGUGCCCUUGCCUACCGCGACACCUAGCACCAGUGUCCACUGA